AUGGCUGGCAGGAUUCCGAGAGCCCUUACAGGGCUUGCCGAGGAGUGGGAAAAGUGUGAAAAUAUUCGACGGCGUUUUGUUUUCGAGGGUAAGCUUCUGGUUUGGAGCAAGCCGGCCCAGACCGGCAUCCCAUCGAUGCAAAACGCGAAGUUGAACUUCGAUGUGCUGCUUCCUUUGUUCCAUAUCUGGGCAAACUCAUGCACUGCACCUCGCACUCCGCGACUAGCAGCUGUGAAGAAGGAGGUUCGCAAGUUUUGGGACUUGCUGAACAAGCCGGUGUGUAAGAUCCAGAUCUACUGCGACUCGUGGGGAUUGCGCAAGAUGAUCUCUCAGUUCAUUCGCAGACUUCCCACCAAGAGUCGAAGCCCCGACGCCAAUCUCCGGCAGCUGAAGCGCGAGCUGCUGCUGGAUGAGGCAGACGCAGGGGUUCGAGAUGAUGAAGAUUACGAUCAGCUAGAGGAGGAGGAGGCAGGCGAGGAAGCAGUGGAGGAUGCAGGAGGGGAUGAUGAAGAGGCAUUGGCAGAUGAUGAACAGCAGGCAGAUGAGGCUCAGCAAGAUGAUGAACAGGAGGCAGAUGAGGCUCAGCAAGAUGAUGGAAUGGAGGCGGAUGAUGCUGAUGACCAGGAGAUGGCACCUGCAGUAGAAAAUGAAGUGGCAGGCGAGGAUGAUGAGGUUCAGGAGCAACAGGAGGAGGACCCUGGAAGGGAGGAAGUUGCCACCAUCCCCGAGCCCCCAGCCGCUGCGGCGGGCGAGCUUCGUUCGGAGCCUCGCGACAUCAUUGAGAUUGAGGCUACGCCAACCCCGAAGCGACCCACAGGUGUUGUUGCAAGGCAGGACUCCUACCCGAAGCUUGAUGCACCACAGCCUACUCGCCUGCAAGUCCUUCACUCUAUGCUUGCAAAGCUUAAGAGAGAACAGGAAGCCCGAAAAGCUGGCAUCCGGGUGCCAUGCAAAGGUAUCAUGAUGGACAAUGUGGAGACGCAGACAUAUGAUGCCGAUGCUAGCGCUGCAGCCUUGACAGACUGCAUGGAGAUCCAAGAUUCGGAUGACGCGCCAGAGCCACUUCGUGAAGUCCCUCCGCCAGCACCUGUGCAGGAGGAGGAUCAGCUUGAGUUUGCUCCCGAAGCCAGGGCCGAGGUGAAGAAUAUUCUGAGCGAGGAGGACGCUAAGAAUUUUAAGGAGGGGAGUGCUUCCUCGGCUCCGCCAUUCAUGUGUCGGCAUGAAGCAUCUUCGAAGCUUCAGAAGUACAUGGAAGAGGCUAUCCUUCUGAAGGCCAACCAAGACCUGGAGGCAGCAAAAAACAAGGAGCCGGAGGAAGAGGAGCAGGAGCCGGUGACAAACAAGUCCAAGCGUGGCAGAGGUUCGGGGCGUGGAGGGCGUGGGCGCGGGCGUGGCGGACGUGGGUCCAAAACACACGCUGACUCUGCAUCUGCGGGAAGCAAGGACAAGCCGAAAAGCAAGGGCAAAGGAAAAGGGAAAAAAACCAAGGAUAGGGAGGAGACGACGGAAGUUGAUGAGGAGAAGAGUGGCAGUGAGGCGGCUAGCAACAGCAAGGAUCAGCCGAAAAGCAAGGGCAAAGGGAAAGGAAAAAAAGCCAAGGAUAGGGAGGAGACGAGUGAAGCUGAUAAGGAUGUGAGUGGCAGUGGGGCAGCUAGCAGCGGCAAGGAGCAGCCGAAACCCAAGGGCAAAGGGAGAGGAAAAAAAGCCAAGGAUAGGGAGGAGCGGAGCACGACCGAUGACGCAGCACACGGCAGCAAGCGCAAAGCGAAAGCAACAAAGGCAAAGGAUGCCGGGGAGGCUUGUGCCGAGGAAGGUGCCUCGAAGCGCCGAAGAAAGCAGCUUGAUCGGCCGCCGGUGCCCACCUUCAAGCACGCUGAGCUGUCCGUGUACUGGACUCGAGCGGGUGUGGGUGUAAAGUGCAAGAUGGGUGAAGACAAAGGGAAGCAGGUUCUCUACGUGGCUACUUCCAAAGUCCCGAUCGUCGCAGUGAUUGAGGCGAAGCUUCUGGAUGAUGCCGAGGCUUGUGUCACCCCGCCUCUGCUGGAGGCAAUGAACAGGAUCAAAACCGAGUUCUUGGCGGGUGUUUACUGA
Symbiodinium sp. CCMP2592 is the source of this 2091-nucleotide messenger RNA. NCBI's taxonomy places the organism in Eukaryota, Dinophyceae, Suessiales, Symbiodiniaceae. The record is from the annotation of a GenBank genome assembly.